GUCCGGGUUAACGCGGUUGGGAUACACUGCGUGGUCCGUGUGGUGCUGGGACGGACUUCUGAGGGCCAAUCGUGGGUGAAGAGGCGAGCACCGGCGUCAGGACUCCGAAGCGGGCAAUCUAAUGGGAGGAUCGGAAAAAAGGCCAGGAACCUGAAUACGACCUCACCUCUGUUUCCGAGGGGGCAACUUCCACCGGGAACCCCUCUGCCCUGGUAACGGCCAAAGAAGAGAUGGCGCCAGUCGGGGAGCGGCUGUGGCCGACACAGUAAGGAAGGGCGAAGGCGGAGCAACCGGAGGAGCCGUGGAGAAGAGCGAGAGCCGUCACUGCCGCCACCGCCGCCACCACCAUGGAAGGAGCCAAGCCGACCCUGCAGCUCGUGUACCAGGCAGUGCAGGCGCUUUACCACGACCCGGAUCCCAGCGGAAAGGAGCGCGCCUCGUUUUGGCUUGGGGAGCUGCAGCGUUCGGUUCAUGCAUGGGAGAUUUCAGACCAGUUGCUACAGAUUCGACAGGAUGUAGAAUCAUGCUAUUUUGCUGCACAGACCAUGAAAAUGAAGAUUCAGACCUCAUUUUACGAGCUCCCCACAGACUCUCAUGCCUCUUUACGGGACUCACUGCUAACCCAUAUCCAGAACUUGAAAGACUUGUCACCUGUCAUUGUAACACAGCUGGCUUUAGCAAUAGCAGACCUUGCCCUACAGAUGCCUUCAUGGAAGGGGUGUGUACAAACAUUGGUGGAAAAAUAUAGCAAUGAUGUGACUUCUCUGCCUUUUCUGCUGGAGAUCCUUACAGUGUUACCUGAAGAAGUACAUAGUCGUUCCUUACGAAUUGGAGCUAACCGACGCACAGAAAUAAUAGAAGAUUUGGCCUUCUACUCUAGUACAGUGGUAUCUCUAUUGAUGACCUGUGUAGAAAAAGCAGGAACAGAUGAGAAAAUGCUUAUGAAGGUCUUUCGCUGUUUGGGGAGUUGGUUUAACCUAGGCGUUUUGGACAGUAACUUCAUGGCUAACAAUAAGUUACUAGCACUCCUUUUUGAGGUUUUGCAACAGGAUAAGACCUCAUCCAACCUACAUGAAGCUGCUUCAGACUGUGUGUGCUCAGCUCUCUAUGCCAUUGAGAAUGUGGAGACUAACUUGCCAUUAGCCAUGCAACUGUUUCAAGGAGUCCUGACAUUGGAGACUGCCUAUCAUAUGGCUGUGGCACGCGAAGAUUUAGACAAAGUUCUGAAUUACUGUCGGAUUUUUACUGAACUAUGUGAAACUUUUCUUGAAAAAAUUGUUUGUACUCCAGGCCAAGGUCUUGGGGACCUGCGAACUCUAGAACUGCUUCUUAUCUGUGCAGGACAUCCUCAGUAUGAGACUUUCCUAAAAUCUCUCAAACAAGCAGCAUUUGGCUUCAGCACACCCCAUACCUCUCAGGAGAACAAUCCAACGCUUGUGGAGGUCCUAGAAGGAGUUGUCCGUCUCCCAGAGACUGUACAUACAGCUGUGCGAUACACCAGCAUUGAAUUGGUUGGAGAGAUGAGCGAAGUGGUUGAUCGAAAUCCUCAUUUCCUUGACCCUGUAUUGGGCUAUUUGAUGAAAGGCCUGUGUGAAAAGCCUCUGGCUUCUGCUGCAGCCAAAGCCAUUCAUAACAUUUGUUCUGUCUGCCGGGACCACAUGGCUCAGCACUUUAAUGGACUCCUGGAGAUUGCCCGUUCCCUCGAUUCCUUCAUGUUGUCUCCAGAAGCUGCUGUGGGCUUGUUGAAAGGGACAGCACUUGUUCUAGCCAGAUUACCGUUGGAGAAGAUUACUGAAUGUCUUAGUGAACUAUGUUCUGUUCAGGUUAUGGCAUUGAAAAAGCUGUUGUCUCAGGAGCCCAGCAAUGGUAUAUCCUCAGAUCCCACUGUGUUCUUAGAUCGUCUUGCAGUAAUAUUUAGACACACCAAUCCCAUUGUGGAAAAUGGACAGACUCAUCCGUGCCAAAAAGUCAUUCAAGAAAUAUGGCCAGUUUUAUCUGAGACUUUAAAUAAGCAUCGGGCUGAUAAUCGGAUUGUAGAGCGUUGUUGCAGAUGCCUUCGAUUUGCUGUUCGCUGUGUAGGCAAAGGAUCUGCAGCCCUUCUGCAGCCACUAGUCACACAGAUGGUGAAUGUGUACCAUGUACAUCAGCAUUCCUGUUUCCUGUACCUUGGCAGUAUCCUUGUGGAUGAGUAUGGCAUGGAAGAAGGCUGUCGGCAAGGAUUACUAGACAUGCUUCAGGCACUGUGCAUCCCCACCUUUCAGCUCCUAGAACAGCAAAAUGGGCUGCAAAAUCACCCUGACACCGUGGAUGACCUGUUCAGGCUAGCCACCAGGUUUAUUCAGCGUAGCCCUGUUACCUUGCUGAGGAGCCAGGUGGUCAUCCCUAUCUUACAGUGGGCCAUUGCCUCUACUACCCUGGACCACCGGGAUGCCAACUGUAGUGUCAUGAGGUUCCUACGAGAUCUCAUUCAUACAGGGGUAGCCAAUGAUCACGAAGAGGACUUUGAAUUACGGAAAGAAUUGAUUGGACAGGUGAUGAACCAGCUUGGACAGCAACUAGUAAGCCAGCUGCUCCACACAUGCUGCUUUUGUCUCCCUCCCUACACCUUACCAGAUGUGGCCGAAGUGCUCUGGGAGAUCAUGCAGGUUGACAGACCGACUUUUUGUCGAUGGUUAGAGAAUUCCUUGAAAGGUUUGCCAAAAGAAACAACUGUGGGAGCUGUCACAGUGACACACAAACAACUAACAGAUUUCCACAAACAAGUCACAAGUGCUGAGGAAUGUAAACAAGUUUGCUGGGCCUUGCGAGACUUCACCAGGUUGUUUCGAUAGCUUACACUCCUGCACUGUGCCUGUCACCCAGGAAUGUCUUUUUUAAUUAGAAGACAAGAAGAAAAUAAAAACCAGACUGUGUCCCACAAUCAGAAACCUCCAUUGUGGCAGAGGGGCCUUUACCGCCACCAGGGCGUCCCACCAGACAGGGAGAGACUCCAGCCCUCUGAGGCCAUCCUGAGGAGUUCCUGUUUGGGGAUGUGAGGGAAAAUCAGCACCGUUUCUAAAAAGAUGGCUGCAACCUGUCCGGCGUGGUGGGAGGGGAGCUGGUUUCCUGGUGAACUUGUUUCUAAAAGGAAAAAUAAUUUUUAAGGAAUAAAAAAGGAAAACUAAGCUGAAA
Myotis lucifugus (little brown bat) is the source of this 3171-nucleotide messenger RNA. It is a transcript of the gene TNPO3, whose product is annotated as transportin 3. The transcript has 21 exons. The record is from RefSeq and is a predicted model, not a curated record. Bases 348 to 2831 code for a protein of 827 amino acids. NCBI's taxonomy places the organism in Eukaryota, Metazoa, Chordata, Mammalia, Chiroptera, Vespertilionidae. Gene Ontology annotation, cellular component: cytoplasm; nuclear membrane. Gene Ontology annotation, biological process: protein import into nucleus.